This is a messenger RNA of Salvelinus namaycush (lake trout), 1452 nucleotides long. Its product is annotated as ankyrin repeat domain-containing protein 6-like. The transcript has 5 exons. NCBI's taxonomy places the organism in Eukaryota, Metazoa, Chordata, Actinopteri, Salmoniformes, Salmonidae. Bases 111 to 803 code for a protein of 230 amino acids. The record is from RefSeq and is a predicted model, not a curated record.
CUCUCCUGGGUUUUGGUCAGGUUCACUGUUUCACUAGAGGAAGGACGGUGAGGAAGAAAAGGGACCGGCUGAAGGCAGAACGCAGAACCCAGUCUGUCACCAGAGAAGAAAUGCUGCCCAACAAGGACAGUGGCUACAUGGAUGAGGCGUCUCACAGUAGUGAGCGUCUGGCCAGCAGGGCCGGCCUCAACAGAGCAGGGCUGCCUCACCAUCAUCACCACCGCCUUCACUACAGUAAAACAUCAGUCACCCCAACCAGCCCUUACCACAGAAGGAGAAGACAUAAGCUUUUCAAAGAACAGGACUUGGCAGAGGAUACUCCUAGAAGAAGAAUGAAUGGCCAUCCCGACCUCCACAGGAAGAGCAGACUGUGUACAUAUGAUGAAGCCCCUCCUCACAACAGCAAAACCUAUCAGCUAUACACCCUGUACCGCGACAAGGACGGCAAUGUCAAACAGGCCCCAGCCAAUGGCUGCCACUGUAAGCCCCUGAUCAAGAGGCUAGAGGGAGAGCUGAAUGCCACUAAAGAGGAGAUGAGGACACAGAUGCUGACGGUUCAGGAGCAAGUCUAUACUAGGCUUGGGAGGAUGGACCGCAAGAGCAUACACCAGAUCAAAGUGCUGGACAUGCUGACCCAGGAGAGGGUGGCAGCAGAGAGGAUGGAGUGUCUCUACAGGAUGGACCAGAGAGCUGCCCAGAGCAGAGAGGAGGCACAGAGGAGACAAGUAUUGUAUUACAUGGCACAACCACACCCUUAUAUACCUUCUAUCUACAUCCCAAAUGGAACUCUAUUCCCUAUAUAGUGUACUACUUUUAACCAGGGCCUUAUUCACCCUUCUUAAUAACGUCUGAAACGUAUUCACAACAUAUCUAACUAACAUCUUCACUAACCCACAUCCUCUGAAAACAUGACAACAUGUAUUUCUGGUGUUCAUUCACACACCAAGCAGGCAGCAGUGACCCUAAUCCCUAUGUUUCUCUGGUUGUUCACACACAAAACAGGCAGCAGUCACCCUAAUCCUAACCCUAACCCCUGGGUUUGCGUCCCUUUGAUAUUUUAAGUAGAAAUCGUGCACCAUUUCUAUUUUUUUAAGCCUGUUAAAUUAACUGAUGUGCCUUUUAAUAUAGACCACAUGAAGAAUUUAAUAAAUCAGAUUUUUAAUAAAGACAUUCAGCAUUUUGACAUGUUCCUCCUUUGUGACUUCUAUGAAGAUCUUAUCCCACUUAAUCGCAAAAUUUCUCCAGGUUUGCAAAGCCCUAGUUAUUUUGUUGCUUUGACAAAGUAAUUUCUGAAAAUGAUUAUUUAGUUGAUGGGAUUAGUGAUUAAUUUACAUCUGUCCCUCAUUUUAAGGUCAACCCUGUUAUGUGAACUGAAUUGUCAUUUUAAUGUGUUGAAACUAUUCCUUUUGAAAUAUUUUUUAUCUAAAGAAAAAUGUAACAUCUAAUAGUAAA